This is a messenger RNA of Pygoscelis adeliae (Adelie penguin), 7632 nucleotides long. RefSeq names its product immunoglobulin superfamily, member 10 (gene IGSF10). The transcript has 6 exons. The coding region runs from base 1 to 7632 and encodes 2543 amino acids. Lineage: Eukaryota; Metazoa; Chordata; Aves; Sphenisciformes; Spheniscidae. The record is from RefSeq and is a predicted model, not a curated record. Gene Ontology annotation, molecular function: protein binding.
AUGCUGCACAGCAAUGAGAUAAAUACAAUCCCUGAUAAGGUGUUCAGUGAUUUAUAUUCAUUACAGGUCUUAAAAAUGAGUUAUAACAAGGUCAGAGUACUUCAGCAAGAUGUUUUUUAUGGUCUAAAGAGCUUGGUACGGUUGCAUAUGGACCACAAUAAAAUUGAAUUUGUACAUCCCAACGUUUUCUAUGGACUCACAUCACUGAGGUUGGUCCACUUGGAAGGAAAUUUACUUAAGCAGCUGCAUCCAGAUACUUUUGUCACCUUGCGCUAUAGCCAGGUAUUUAAAAUAUCCUUCAUGAAGCACAUAUAUUUGUCUGACAAUGUGUUGACUUCACUACCACAAGAAAUGUUUUCCUACAUGUCUGAGCUAGAGAGCAUUUACCUUCAUGGAAACCCAUGGUCCUGUGAUUGCAAUCUACAGUGGUUUGCAGAAUGGGCAAAAGAGAGACCAGAUGUUACAAAGUGCAAAAAAGACAGAAGUUCUGGUGCUCAGCAAUGCCCAGUUUGUGCUAGUCCCAAAAAUCAUAAAGGGAAAAGCUUAGUGGAUAUUCCUUCUGCAUCUUUAACCUGCACUAAGCCAGCCAUACAUGACUCCCUGAAAGUUAAAAACCUCACAGUACCAGAUGAUGGGGAUUUCAGUUCCGUAUCUCCCAAGGACUUCAUAGCUCCUAUAGGAUCCAUGGUAUUGAACAUGACUGACCAAGCAGGAAGUCGAGGUAACUUGGUUUGCAACAUCCAAAAACCUAAAGAAAUGUCUCCCAUCUCAUUUGACAAAGAUGGCAACAGUACAGUACUCAAAACGUCAUUCUCAGCAUUUCUUGUGUGUGGCAUUGAUUAUGAACAUAUUCAGCAGCUAUGGAGCAUACUGGCACUGUACAGUAAUUCUCCCUUAAAACUGGAGAGGAAUGUCCUAGCAACUAACAUGCCUUUUUACAAAUAUAAACAAAUCUACUCUGAAAAAGAUGAACUUUUUACCAAUAUAGAGACUGAACUGAGAGCUGAACCGUCUUGGUUAAUGCAAAGCAAAGUGGCAUUACAGCUAGACAGGACAGCAACCACGCUUAACACAUUGCACAUCCAAUACUUUACAGAUGCUCAGAUUAUUUUACCCAGUGCUGACAAAAAACAGGAGAGAAAUAACUGGACCAUCAUCUCCAGGAACAACAAAACACAAACGGAGCACACUGUUUUAGUCGGGGGGACCGUAGAACUGGAGUGCCAAGCAACUGGCGAACCAGCUCCUGCAGUAGAGUGGAUAUUGGCUGAUGGAAGCAAAGUUAGAGCUCCUUAUAUCAGUGAGGAUGGAAGAAUCAUAGUAGUUAAAACUGGAACGUUCACGUUACGGACAGCUGAUACUUUUGAUACUGGGCUUUAUCACUGCAUAGGCACAAAUUACAACGAUGCAGAUACUCUCACAUUCAGAAUUACUGUCGUCGAUCCUUACGUGGAACACAACAGUGUAAAUGGAGCCCAACUUUCUACAUUUGUUGGCAGCACGCUCUACCUUCCCUGUACAUCCACUGCUGUUCCAGAUGCUGCCAUUAGCUGGGUGUUACCUGAGCAUGUGAUUCUUCAUCAUUCUGCAAGAAACAAACAUAUUUUUGACAAUGGUACUUUGAGAAUACAAGGGGUAACAGAGCGAGACAGUGGCUACUUCAGAUGUGUUGCAGCCAACCAGUAUGGCAUUGAUCUUUUGGUUUUCCAAGUGCUAGUCAGAAAGGACGAAACCACUCUAAAGAAAAAGCAUGUAGCUGUGGGAGAAUGGGAAGAGGGCGACGGCUCUGGCAAUGCAAUGCUGGCCUCUGCUACAAGACAGAAACAUCCUGUAGCUACUCUAACUACCUUGACAGCUAAUCGGGGAUCUGGUGCCUCAGCAUCCAGGAAUCGGGUCGCACAGACUGCACAUAAAAGGAACAGCUACGGGAAAAUGACUUCCAGGCACUACAGGGACAAAAUAAGCAGGCGGUUUAGAGGACACAGAAGACAGUUUGUUUCCUCAGCCAGGAGAGUCGAUCCGCAGCGCUGGGCAGCCUUUUUGGAAAAAACAAAGAGGAACUCGACAUUGAUAGAAAAACGAGGAGAAGUUGCAACAAAACCACCUAUUCAGAUCCGCAAGUUCUCAAAAGUACCUGGGGAUGAGGAGGAAACAUCGGGUGACCUCAUAUCUCCAGAAGAAGAAUUCAUGAUACCAGUAACAGAGACAGCCACCUGGACCACCAGUAACACCCCUGCUAGGAAAACCUCUCCUCUGGUUGCAGAGGCAGUAACUCCCCUACCCUCUCCUUUUUCACAGUCUGUGUCAUCUGACAGCAGAAAGCCACAAACAUAUCUAAAACCUACAAUUACAAACUCAUGGGAAAGAUCUGAUUUAAGUCAAAUAUCAGCAAAUGGUAUAAAACAAUCAACUGUAUCAAAUGGAGCAAGUAGAACAUCUACACUCUUCCCUGCUGGGCAAAGGUUGGUAUAUUCUGGGGAAAGUAAUAACCAGCAUUUAAAAUCUGUAUCUAUGACAGACGUUACAGACACCAGCAAGUCUGUAACUUCCCAAAACGCAGUGGACAAGCUACAUGUUUUUGCUGAGUCUGUUGAUAAGAUUUCCACCAAAACAGAUCAUCAGAUAUCUGUAGUGACAGUCAGUGAACCAAGUCUUGAAUUUGGUCACGUUUAUUUUCAUAGUACUCAGAAACCAGUAACUCCUAAGCCGCCGUUGGACUCAAUUUUCAUUACUCAUCAGCAAAUUCAGAUUAUUCAGGAUGUUACAACUCGGACACCCCAGGCCCAGCAGCAAUAUGGAAGACGAAGGAAAAUUUCUGGUAGGAGACGAAUUGUUAGACCAGGGCAUAUUCCAAGUAUGAAAGAGCACAGAUACAAUUUUGGGAGGCCAGGAUCUGUCAGAGGAAGUACAGCUGCGGCUGCAGAUGUUCAACUGAAUAUGAAAUAUGUAUCAAAUUUACCAACCUUAAAUAAUUUAAGCAGCUCCAUCAAUCCAUUUAGCCCAGAAGCACCCCUGUCCUCCCCCUCUACCAUGAAUAUGCCAUUGGAGCACCCAGCGGGUACUCGUCAAAACACAGCAUUCCUCAGGGAAGAGGAGAACAAAGCUAGUGCAAGGCAAAAAGCCACUACAACAGUCAUGCCUUUAUUUACAAAAGGCACUCAAGAUACUCCUCAAUGGAAAUUAGAGACCAGUGCUCCACUUCAGACAGAUACUGAUAGAGGCCAACCUUUUAGUAUCAGACGACCAACAACGGCAAUCCAUACAGCUCAUAUUACGACAGAAAUUACACGUACCAUAAGCACUAAGAUAUCUUCUACCCUUGAAUCAGUCUCACCCAGCAUUAAGCCUAGAACCUCAGCAAAAAAUUCCCAAAGAGGAGAAAUUACUUGGGAACGUCUCUUUGGAAAUGGUGCACAAAAAGAGGUCCUUCUUCAGAAGCUACCGAAACAACAGACAGACAUGUUUCUAUCAACAGAGGUAUCGACCAUGCUUCCUAAAACGACGGCAGCAUUGUCUAUGUCCAAAAUGUCUCCUUUGCACUUUACGCCUGUGUCAACAGGUGGGAAUCACAGCAGUGGUUUCUUGUCUUUAAACAAACCCAUUCGUUAUGGCAACGGUAAGUCAGAAGAACAUCUUCCCACUGCAAAACUGCAGUCUUACUCUAAUCCUGCAACUAGUGCAACCAAAGAAAUGCAUGUAACAAGUUUGAAGCCAACAGUUAUACCUAUUAUUACUCCUCAAACUGACAACAAAAUCACCAAAAGUAAAACAUUCAGAGUGGGAAGAAAGAGAGGUCAGAGGAGGAAGAGGCCCCCUAAAAUACCUACUUCACAAAGCACGACUGCAGGCCAGAGCACUGCAGCAAUUCCAUCGGUGAAUACAGCCACAGCUGUCGUGACAACAGUUAAAUCAUUAACUAUGCCUACAAGUCUUACAUCUGCACAACCUCUCUGUGAGAGCGUAAGCGCAGUCUUAGCGACAGAAAUGCCAGCACUGUGGAUCCUUAACACACCAGACGCAUCUCGGCACGUGCCUGCAGCAGCCGCGCAGACAUCAGUGACCCCUGUCACACGGAGGAACAUCCAGUCAGCCACAUUACCACCCAAGAGUCGUAUUGCUCAGAGCCCCACCACACCAAUCCAAACCACACCACUGCUUUCAAAGCCUUUCAGUGCCACAAGCGCGCGACCUGCCACAGUCUGUGCAACAUCUGGGUCAGAACCUGCUCAGCAAAUCAAAGCCACCACAACGGCAGGUGAAAAAUCACACCCGAAAAUGGAAGAGAGAGUUAUUCAAGAAAACAACAUUGCACAGCCCACAUUCCCAGCAAGAACCAAGUCAAGUACCAGAGCUCCUGCUGCAUCCAGAGACAUCUCUCCUCCCAGCACUAAGCAUCCCACCCCACUGCCAGCCCUAAGAGCAGUUGUGCCACCUGCACGUACUGCAAGAACCACCUCGCCUCCGUGGGGUGAAAUCAAAUUCUGGCAGAAGUCCUCUGCUAAAGUCACAGAGAGAGGCAACCCAUUAACUGUCACACUGACCAUACUGAAGCCAUCGCAGGUCGUGACUCCGUAUGCUCCUCUGGGGGGAAGGGACAAGGACAGUUCUGUCAAAGGCUGGUCUGAAAAGAGACGAGAUCGAGAAACUACCACCAACAAUCCUAUAGCCAUGGACUCUUUAAGCAGAAAUCAUUUCGCAAAGCCCAGAAUAAUUGGAGGAAAAUUAGCUGCUUUUACUGUGCUAGCUAAUUCAGAUGCUUUUAUUCCUUGUGAAGCUACUGGUAACCCCCGUCCAACAAUACAGUGGACCAAGAUAUCGUCAGGGACCGACGCCCUGGAAAGCCGAGGCGACGGCAGAUGGAUGGUGUUUGCCAACGGCACGCUCUCCAUCGCCCGGGCAGGCCUGGAGGACCGUGGGCAGUACCUGUGCACCGCAGCCAACCUGCAUGGCGCAGCACGGCUCCUGGUCACCUUGUCGGUAGUGGCCUACCCGCCCCGCAUCAUUGGUGGCAGGUGGCAGCUCCUCACCGCUCACUCCGGAAAGCCCGUGGCAGUGAAGUGCAGAGCUGAGGGCAGGCCUCCGCCCACCGUCUUGUGGGUUCUAGCAAAUAAAACGCACGUCUCCAACUCUUCCGCAGGAAAUAACAAAGUUCACGUGGAACCAGACGGCACUUUAAUUAUCAAGGAAGUCACUGUUUAUGACAGGGGCCUCUACACAUGCAUGGCUAAAAACCCAGCGGGCACUGACACGCUGGUUGUAAAACUGCAGGUCAUUGCGGCACCUCCCGCUAUUCUGGAAGAGAAGAGACAACGUGUUGAAGGAAUGAUGGGGGAAAAUCUGAAACUCCCUUGCACCGUGAAAGGGAAUCCUCAGCCCACUGUCCACUGGGUCCUCUUUGAUGGCACAGUGGUGAAGCCUCUGCAGUUUGUAAAUGCAAAGCUGUUCCUGUUCUCCAACGGUACCCUCCACCUCAGCAACAUCGUCCCUUCUGACAGCGGGAAUUACGAGUGCAUAGCCACAAGCUCGACUGGCUCGGAAAGGAGGGUGGUGAGCCUCGUGGUGGAACACAGAGACACGCUUCCAAAAAUAGCUACCGCCUCUCAAGAAAUGACUCAGUUGAAUUUUGGGGAUAAGUUGCUUCUGAACUGCACAGCGACUGGGGAGCCAAAGCCCAGGAUCAUCUGGAGGUUACCUUCUAAGGCAGUUGUUGACCAGUGGCACAGAAUGGGAAGUCGAAUCCAUGUCUACCCCAACGGAUCUUUGGUUAUUCAGGCAGUUACUGAAAAGGAUGCAGGUGACUAUUUGUGUGUCGCAAGAAACAAAAUUGGAGAUGAUCUGAUACUGAUGAAAGUCAGCAUCACAAUGAAACCAGCCAAGAUUGACCAGAAACAGUAUUUCAAGAAACUGGUGCCAUACGGGAAAGAUUUCAAAGUGGACUGCAAGGCCUCUGGGUCACCCGCACCAGAAAUAUCCUGGAGUUUGCCAGAUGGGACGGUGAUCAAUAAUGCAAUGCUGGCAGACGACAGUGGACGCAGGUCUCGCAGAUACGUCCUCUUUGACAAUGGAACUCUGUAUCUCAACAAAGUUGGAGUAACAGAAGGAGGAGAUUAUACCUGCUACGCUCAAAACACACUGGGAAGAGAUGAAAUGAAGAUACGCAUCACGGUCGUCAUGGCAGCCCCUCAGAUAAAGCACAAUUACAAGACAUACAUUAAAGUGAAAGCUGGAGAUACGGCAUUACUGGACUGUGAAGCCGCUGGAGAACCCAAGCCGAAAAUAUUCUGGUUGCUACCUUCCAGCGACAUGAUCUCCUCGUCAACAGCCAGACACUUCCUGCACGUCAAUGGGUCUCUAUCAGUAGGUCAAGUCAAACUGUUGGAUGCCGGGGAGUAUAUGUGUGUUGCUCGUAAUCCUGGAGGGGAUGAUACAAAAUUGUAUAAACUGGAUGUUGUUGCUAAACCACCUAUGAUAAACGGUUUAUAUGUGAACAAAACAAUCAUGAAAGUGACGGCAGUGAGGCAUUCAAAGAAACAAAUCGACUGUAGGGCAGAAGGGACACCUCCACCUCAGAUUAUGUGGAUCAUGCCUGAUAAUAUUUUCCUAACAGCUCCGUAUUAUGGGAGCAGGAUUGUAGUACACAAAAAUGGGACACUCGAGAUUCGGAACAUAAGGCCUUCUGACACAGCAGAUUUUAUCUGUGUGGCACGUAAUGAUGGGGGAGAGAGUAUGCUGGUGGUGCAGCUGGAGGUAUUAGAAAUGCUAAGGCGACCGAUGUUUAAAAAUCCAUUCAAUGAAAAAAUAAUAGCAAGACCUGGAAAAACUACCGCAUUGAAUUGUUCUGUGGACGGAAACCCUCCACCUGACAUAAGCUGGAUGUUGCCUAAUGGCACGUGGUUUUCCAACGGCAUCAAGACUUCCCAGUUUCUCACAGGUAGCAACGGCACCCUCACCAUCUACAAUCCUGGCAGAGACAAAGCAGGGAAGUAUCGCUGUGCUGCCAGGAAUAAAGUUGGCUAUAUUGAAAAGCUGAUCGUCUUGGAGGUUGGCCAGAAGCCCAAUAUUCUCACUCACCCAGCGGGGCCAGUGAAGGGCAUUAGCGGGGAGUCACUGUCGCUUCACUGCCUCUCUGAUGGGAGUCCCAAACCAAAUACAGCGUGGACUCUGCCAGGUGGCUACGUGCUGGAUCGACCGCAGAUUAACGGGAAAUACAUACUGCUGGAAAACGGUACUUUGGUUAUACGAGAAGCCGCCAUUCACGACCGAGGAAAUUACGUGUGUAAGGCCCACAACAAUGCCGGAGAUUCCUCUAUAACUGUUCCUGUCGUUAUUGUAGCCUAUCCCCCGAGGAUUACGAACAGACCACCGCAGACCAUACACACGAUGCCUGGUGCAGCAGUUCAGCUCCACUGCAUAGCGCUGGGAAUACCAAAACCAGAAAUUACCUGGGAAUUACCUGACCACUCAAUACUCUCUACAGGUAACCAAGGCCGAGCGUUUGGGAGCGAACUGCUUCAUCCCCACGGGACAUUACUCAUCCAGAAUCCCCGACCCUCAGAUUCUGGCGCGUACAAGUGCACAGCGAAGAACCAUCUUGGCAGCGAUUUCACAGUAACAUACGUUCACGUCAUUUGA